Messenger RNA from Mollisia scopiformis, 921 nucleotides. RefSeq lists its product as uncharacterized. Gene Ontology annotation, molecular function: cellulose binding; hydrolase activity, hydrolyzing O-glycosyl compounds. The transcript is spliced from 4 exons. Gene Ontology annotation, biological process: xylan catabolic process. Bases 1 to 921 code for a protein of 306 amino acids. NCBI's taxonomy places the organism in Eukaryota, Fungi, Ascomycota, Leotiomycetes, Helotiales, Mollisiaceae. Gene Ontology annotation, cellular component: extracellular region. The record is from RefSeq and is a predicted model, not a curated record.
AUGGCUGUGUUUUCUAAGCUUUUUGUUGCAUUCCUGACGAUUGCUGGCUCCUUCGCUUCCCCUAUUGAUCUAGCCGAGCUCCAGAAUAAUGCUACACUCGUCGAACGUCGCGCCCCAGACUUCUACAUAGCUGGGCCUCGCAGUGAUGUCCGAAGCCUCAAGAGGCAAGCUACUGAAUCCCCAAACUACAGCCAGGAUUAUAUAGCAUCUGGCGCAAACGUUCAAUUCACGCCCAAUGGCAACUCAUUCUCUGUUACUUUCAACACGAACUCCGAUUUCGUGGUCGGACGCGGAUGGCAAACGGGAGAUACUACUCCAAUCAACUUCGAUGGUACUUUCAAAGUCACUAGCGGAGUUGGUUUGCUUUCCGUCUAUGGCUGGAGUACCAACCCCCUUGUUGAAUACUACAUCAUGGAGGACGCGAGCAACCCACCUCAACAAGGCACUAUAAAGGGAACGUUCACAAGUGAUGGAGGAACCUAUACAGUCUGGGAACAUCAACAAGUCAACCAGCCAUCCAUCCAAGGAUCGUCGUCUACUUUCAACCAAUACCUUUCUAUCCGUACUUCUGGGAGAAGCAGCGGUACCGUCACCGUCGAGAACCACUUCAAGCAGUGGGCUUCGUAUGGAAUGUCUCUGGGUUCCUUGAACUACCAGACAAUCUCUGUGGAGAGCUGGGGUGGUGCCGGAUCUGCGACACAGACUGUCACCAAGGGAGGCUCAGGCUCUACAGGAACAACGGGCACAGGCACUGGAAGUGGGACCGGCACUGGUACCGGCACGGGAACUGGAACUGGAUCUACUGGUGCUUGCGCAGCGCUCUACGGUCAAUGCGGAGGAACUGGCUUCACUGGUGCCACCUGCUGCGCGUCUGGAUCAUGCACAGCAGCGAACUCCUACUAUUCUCAGUGCCUUAGUUAA